UAUUUUUCAUCCAAUGUUGAUAAUGCUUAUAAGAGGAGAGAAAGCUUGAAUAAAUACAGACUUACCUCUACUAGAAAAAAACUUUCCGCAGUAUCUCAUACAGAGAAAUAUAUUUGUAAAAAGUAUAUAAAUGAAAGAAAGUAUCAGUGUACAAUGUGUCUUAGAUAUUUUACAAACAAUAUUGUUUUGAAGCGUCAUCUUUUCAUGCACAUUAGGAGGAUACCAUUUUCCUGUCGUAUCUGCAAACAACCAUUUUUCUCAGAAGAUACAUGGAAGAAGCACGAAACGAAACAUGGCAUUCGACAUAAAGAAGUAACGAAACCUCUUAAUUCAUCUACGAUACAGUCAGAAAAUCUCCAGGAAAGUUGCUCAAAGAAGCGCAAGAAGAAGAGGACGAGGAGGAAGAAACCUCUCAGGAUUCACACGUGUAACCUUUGUGGUAAGAGUUAUAGAAGGACAAAGCUUUUUAUAUUACAUUGUAAAUAUCAUUUUUACAAGAAGCCUUUUAAGUGUGAAAUUUGCAAAAAAGAUUUCAUAAAUAGACGUGGGUAUAAGCAUCAUAAACUCAUACAUUCUGACAAAACACCAUACUCUUGCGCCAUUUGUGAAAAUAAAUAUAAAUAUAAAGAUGCUCUAAGGAUGCAUUUAAUAUCUCACAUUGCAGAAAAACUUUAUCGUUGCAAUAUUUGUGAGAAAAGUUUUAAACACCACUGUAGUUUAUACAGACAUCAAAAAUGUCACAUUGAAAUAUUCCCGUUCGAGUGCAAUAUUUGCAGAAAGAAAUUUAAACUUGAAAAAGGUUUAGAAUUUCAUCAGAAAGAAAAAUGUAAAGAAUUUCAUCAUUUUUGUAAUAUCUGCAAGAAAGGAUUUGAAUUUCAAUGUCGUCUAAAUGUACACAAUGCUAUUCACCAUAAUAAUAAUAAAAGGCCUUUCCGUUGCUCCAUUUGUGACGAUAGAUUUAAAAUUAAACCUGAUCUGAAAAUUCAUAUGAAGAGAAAACACUUUGAAUAGAAGGAAAAUUAUAUUCCCCAUUUUCCUCAUUCAAAAUUAAAUUUAGGUAUUUCACAUGUUUGGGAGAAGAACUUCAAAGAAAGAAAUGUGAUAUUUUUCAUGUCUCUGAAAGUGGUAGAUGGUUACAGAGAAAAUUUUGCAUAAAAUGUUUACAUUUAAAAUAAUAUUUCGUUGUAAC
Molecule: messenger RNA, 1189 nt
Organism: Centruroides sculpturatus (bark scorpion)
Lineage: Eukaryota; Metazoa; Arthropoda; Arachnida; Scorpiones; Buthidae
Product: zinc finger protein 525-like
Exons: 1
Coding region: 154-1011 (285 amino acids)
Biological process (GO): regulation of transcription by RNA polymerase II
Molecular function (GO): RNA polymerase II cis-regulatory region sequence-specific DNA binding; DNA-binding transcription factor activity
Source: RefSeq, a predicted model, not a curated record